AUGACAACACAAUAUUCAUCGUUACCAUUGAGAUCCAGUGGACAAGGAGUUUCCACCACCAAAGAUUUCAUCGAUUUGUUAACGACACCUUUGGAGAAUACAACUCUUUUGAAAAAAAUGGUGACAAAACCAUUACUUUGGGUGGAUUUGGAUGAUUCUGUUCAUAAAGCAUUUGAUGUUAUUUGCUCACAAAAAGUAUUAUCAAUUCCAGUGUUCUCGAAAUCAGAGAACAGAUGGGUGUCUAUGUUGGAUGUUAAGGAUAUAUGCACUCACAUUGUCUCAUUGUUUGACCAUGACAACAAUCUUAAAGCGAGUGUGCCAGACGAUUAUACUGUCCGAUAUCUAUUAACUACAGAUACUGGUGAAUUCAUUCGUCCAUGUCCGAUCGUAAGAAGAGAUUGUCGUGUCCUCGAUAUAUUAAACCUUUUCGAUAAGAAAAUUCAUAGAAUAUGUGUAUCGACCGGUCCUAAUCCAAAAGAUAUUCAAAUCAUCUCGGAAAUGUCAAUUAUUAAAUGGAUCGAUCAAAAUCGUUCAAAACUAGGUCCACUAUUCGAAAAAACUGUAAAGAAAAGAAUUAUCUCAAUUGCCAAUUCAAAGCUUGCCAUAGACGCAUUCAGAAAGUUAUCAGAGAAUAACAUCUAUGGUAUGCCUAUCGUAAGUGAAACUGACGAUGAGUUGGUCGACAGUAUCUCCGUAAUAGAUAUCAAGGUAAUUAUUAAAGUAGAUUAUAUAAACAAAUUGAAACAACCAUUGUCAGAGUUUUACAUUCCAACCAUUGGUAAAACAAAUGUAAGUACUUUAAAGAUAAUUGGUUAUUUUGAUGAAUGA
Messenger RNA from Heterostelium album PN500, 828 nucleotides. RefSeq lists its product as uncharacterized. Lineage: Eukaryota; Evosea; Eumycetozoa; Acytosteliales; Acytosteliaceae. The record is from RefSeq and is a predicted model, not a curated record. Bases 1 to 828 code for a protein of 275 amino acids. The transcript has 5 exons.